Molecule: messenger RNA, 1485 nt
Organism: Anopheles funestus (African malaria mosquito)
Lineage: Eukaryota; Metazoa; Arthropoda; Insecta; Diptera; Culicidae
Gene: Trax
Product: translin-associated protein X
Exons: 2
Coding region: 145-1104 (319 amino acids)
Cellular component (GO): cytoplasm; nucleus
Molecular function (GO): RNA endonuclease activity; RNA binding; sequence-specific DNA binding
Source: RefSeq, a predicted model, not a curated record
AUCGUCACUUGUGCAUGCCGCUUUUUUUGACAAUCAUAAGUUGAUAGCGAUUUGCCGGGAAAGGUAGCCGAUCUACUGCGUUUUAAGGCAUCCAUUAAGUGCGACUCUGCAGUCCUGUAUUUCGUUUUCUCCUGUUCAAGCAGAAUGAGUGCAUAUCGCGGAAAUAAGCGUCAACAUUUCGGGAAAGCAGGCGGUCGUCGUGGAAGAGAUCAUGAAAAUGCGCCGGUAGAUGAGAACAAUCCUAUCAUACAGUGUUUCCGUGAAUACGCGACAAUUUUAGACGCGAAGCACGAUAAAUAUGAGCGUAUAGUGAAAAUCAGCCGAGACAUUACGAUUGAAUCCAAGCGAAUCAUCUUUCUUCUGCAUACCAUCGAUCCUAGGAAAAACAAUGUUCGAAAAGUUUGCGAAGAAGCAAAGGAACGGCUGGAAGCUAUUUUUCGCAACCAUUUUAUUAACAUAGCAAAAGAACUGAAGGACCAAGAUCCCUACCAGUAUUCCCGAGCAUAUACAAAUGGCAUGCAAGAGUUUAUUGAAGCUUACACAUUUUACGAAUACUCUUGCGGGCAGGAUAUAUCGCACUGGGAAUCUAUUCAAAAGAAGCUAACAUAUGAAAAGACCCCAACCGAAAUUCCAACCGAUGCUAAGAGCACUAAGGAGAACGACAAUAUGGAACCAUCUUCCGAAUCCGGCUUGGAGAAGCCAACAAUAACAACGGCAUUGCACAAAGGUGACGAAGCAGUUAUAAUGGCUUGUUUUCUGCAUCCGCAAGAUUUUGUAUUGGGUCUUGGUGAUCUUAGCGGUGAAAUAAUGAGGACGUGCGUCAAUUCUCUCGGAGCCGGAAAUUCUGAGAGUUGUUUCCAACAUUGCCGUUUUAUGCAAGAACUGUACAAAGGUUUCCUGAGUGUAACGUCGAUACGGAGUCGAGAUUUUUCUCACAAAAUGAUCACUUUACGGCAAAGUCUUCUGAAAAGUGAGAAUGUUUGCUAUAACGUGACGGUUCGAGGUGGUGAAGCGGCCAAAUGGGGGACUACCGAUGAUGCCGCUGGUGCGCUGUUCCAGUUACAACUCUCAAAGGAUGAUGACGACGAGGGCGUUUUUUUCUAAACUGGUGCUAAUUUGUACAAAAACCAUAUUAAGGUAGGAAAGAUACAUUUUCAUGAAGCUUGUUUAUUAGUACAGGAUAGGUGCGUAAAAUUUCUCGUUCGAAGGGGCAAAACUAAUAGUUAUGCAGCACGUAGUAAUAUGAUAAAGUCCAUUAUAAGAAACAUGAUCUAAGUUCAACAUUUAAAACAUAUGAACAUAAAAUUUCAUAUCAUACGCUAAAACAAACCUUGCUUUUCUACAAAUAACUUUUAAUAGCAUUCAAUAUUUGAUGUUAGCAGCCAAUAUCUGAACUACUGUUUUCUUUCUGUUUAUCUGUCUGUUUAAGGUGGACAGAUAUUUUCAAAUCAACGAUCGCUAUCGGAAUAAUUAAAACAUUGUUUA